Paramormyrops kingsleyae is the source of this 3747-nucleotide messenger RNA. RefSeq names its product probable G-protein coupled receptor 141. Gene Ontology annotation, molecular function: G protein-coupled receptor activity; oxysterol binding. Gene Ontology annotation, biological process: G protein-coupled receptor signaling pathway. Lineage: Eukaryota; Metazoa; Chordata; Actinopteri; Osteoglossiformes; Mormyridae. Gene Ontology annotation, cellular component: membrane. The record is from RefSeq and is a predicted model, not a curated record.
UAUAACCUAAAUCUAUAUGUAGCGCCCCCAAGUCUCCAUUAAUGUCAGGAGGCGAUGCCCUGAGUUUUUUUUACCUCAAUUAAUUUGAUUGUUUUUAAUUAAAAGUCUAUGUCAAUUAAAUUGGUUCCUCAAGAAUGCGUUACGAUACACUAAUUUACCUAUAUGUUAAGUCUAUGAGUAAGGCUAAAGUACACCUCUUAGCUUAAACAGUUAAAUGACAACAGGCAUCACCACCUUUAUAUUAAUAGACAGCUGCGGUAUUAACAAUUAAGUACUAAGCUUGCUAACCAAAGAAACACAAUCACCCAAGUAUUGCAAAACAUACAAACUAUUUACUUGUAGUACACAGAAUGUAUACACAAAUGAAUGUAGAAUUGAAUUAAACUGGUACUGUGAAACGGUUUUUCAUAUAUGCAAAAUGCACUUAUCAACAAAAAUGUCCGUUAAAGUACAGUCCGUUCUCCAAUGGAAAAAUCACUCUGUAAAUUUCAUACAAAAAUAACAAUUUGUUUUAACUCAAACCUAUAAUCAGCAAUAAUUUAAAAUGUAAGAUGAAAAAAGGUACAAAGCAGAAGAAUCAAUCCUGCACAGCUCCUUGGUCACAUAGUAACCUGAAGAAUCGCAUGGCUGCUCUGGGAGAGUCAAACCAAAAAGAAAAGUGACACGACCCUUUCUGAAGUCCAGUCCAGGAAGUCUCUCUUUCGCCCAACAAAGAAUGUCAGCCUGGAGCUUUGCACCGCUAAACCACCUGCUGUUCUCCUGCUUUGCGGAGGUAUAACAGGGGCUGGCUAACUCAGUGCACUGGGCUAGCUCACAAAUGGCUCAAACAUUGUACCCUGAAGGUAGGCUGUGUAUCAGGGUGAUACUGCACCAAUACACACAGCAAAACUGGUGACAAAAUGGUUUGAUGAACAUGAAAGUGAAGCUGAACAUCUCCCAUGGCCUGCACAGCCAACAAAUCGAAAUAUUAUUGAGCCACUUUGAGGUGUUUUGGAGGAGCGAGUCAGGAAACGUUUUCCUCCAUGAGCAUCACAGGGUGACCUGGCCACUAUUCUGGAAGAGGAAUGGCUCACAAUCUGGUCACUGUGAAAGACUUGAAUGCUGUAUUGGCUGCAAAAGGAGGCCCUACACCAUACUAAAUAAUUAUUGUGGUCUAAAAGCAGGUGUUUCCGUUUCAUAGUCCAACCCCUGUAAAUAUGUGGCUAUGUGUGUCAUGGAGAGCAAGAUGGGGUAGAGGAAAAGAGAAUUUGUCUGCAGGGAUCAGAGUGUCAUUAAAGAAACUCAUGUUUUUGACCUAAAAACAUGGUGUUCACUUCUGCUCUCUCAAAACCACUAGUGUGAAACCCUAACUGUGUCUUACUAACUUGCUCCUCACACUCAAACCUUAAACACAUGUCACCAUGCACUGUUCGCACAACAUGUCACAGAAUGCCACCAGCAAUAAUUCCAUAACAAAAUUCACAAGUUCUUUUGAAAGGCCACAUCACUCAAAAUGCAGGAAACGAGGAAUCAAAAGCUAAACUCGUACUUUACUGUGAACUUCACUUGUGCAUUUGUGCUGUUUGCCUGUGCAGCUGUUAUUGUUGUGCACGAGCUACUCUUAGCCAAGAGGUGACUCUGCAUAUAAUGCAAUUUCAGAAGAGCAAGAACUGCUAAAAAGUACAGUGAUAUUUCUGUAUGUGUGCAGCCUCUCAGUACAACUGCUUGAUAGAAGCAUUAACAUGGAAGUAAUCAUGUGCCGGCAGCUUAAUGGUUAGGAAAAAUGUAACAAAGUGUGAAGGCAGAGCGAACAGAAGACACGGCUGAAAAGAUAACAGCAGAGUACAGGGCAGCCUCACCCAAAGAAAGGAAGGGUCUUUUAUGAACUCCAUUACAUUUAAGUAUUUUGCAGAUACUUUAAUCCAAAGUGACACACAUUUGAAAAAGCAGAGUCAGCCAGCCCCUGCAGUCGCUGGGAGUUAAGGGUCCAAUUGUGUUCUUCAGAGUGUUGGAAUUGAUUCUGCACACAAGACAGCCCCUAUGGGGGAACCAUGACUAUGUGUAGGUGUUAGAGUCUCUGCAGUCUAACUUGAUUAGCUGUACAGCACCCUCCAUAAUUUGUGCACUUCUAUGUAGAAUAACAGGUGCAGUGACCGGUCGAAAACCCCAGAAGGUGUGGACAUACAGCGUUACCCCCUGAGCCCUUGAGAAACAGUCGAUUUGCACAAAAAGCACAAGAUUUUGCAAUGUGAUUUUUUUUUUCUGAGCAAUUUUGUAAACUGAGACGCUAUUUCUCAAUACAUCUUACUCUUAGAUGCUGCAGACCUCAAACAAUUUGUGGUUGGGAGCUGACAGAUGGAUACCGUUUCUUCAGUGGAACACAUUUCAGAGAAGGAUCCAGUGUCUGGUAUCUUCCUAACUACAUUGAAUGCUCAACCAUGAAGAAAAGCUGGUAUGGGGUGCAUGUCAAGGUGUAUUACGGAUGUUUGGCUUGUCUGUAGUGAUUGGUGUUAUUAGGAGAGUGAUAAAGUAGUAGGGGAAUAGCCAUGCAGAUAUCUUGUCCCAUGAGCUGAUGCAGUUUGCAUCUAUAUCGAGCUUGUGCUUAUGCUGCAGCUGCGCCGUUCAGCCACACCACUUCCCCUCUCGGCCCCUCCCCUGUCUCGCCUUCAUGCCAAAUGUGAAAAAGCAGAAAAACAGCAGCUCACUUCCCCUUGAGUCUGCUGGACACAUACAUCCAACAAGCACAACACAUUUACCCCCAGUUUGAAGGACAGUGGAGCCACGUCCCUCAGAAAAUCACAGCCGUCUGACCCCGCAGCUGUUCCAUCAGGUGCCCGGAGAUGACGAAUCAGAACAAUACUUCCAACACCACCAAUCCUCUGCCUCUGGAUAGAACCAGCUCUGCCGCACUGGUGUGGAUCUACAGUCUGACACUAAUCGGCGGGAUCGUGGGGAUCAUCUUCAUGAGCUUCAUCCUGAAUCGGCAGAAGGACAAGCUUUCCAUCACAAACAUCUCCAUCAUCAACUUGGUGGUGGUUCACGGCACGUUCCUGCUCUCGGUGCCCUUCCGGAUCCAUUACUUUGCUACCGAAACAUGGACUAUCACCUUUGAGUUAUGCAAGCUUGUAAGCAUCAUUAUCCACACACACCUGUACCUCUCCUUUUUCUUCUACUUGGCCAUCUUGGUGGUGCGGUUCUUACCUGUCAUAGGAAGAAAGCCGAUGGGCUUCAACCGGCCGUUAAUAGCAUUUCUCGCCAGCGCGACUGUCUGGCUGUUCUUCUUCCUUAGCAUAUUUCCACCUCUCUGGAUACACUAUGGAAAAAACCAGAAAAAUAAUGAAUUUGAAGGAAAAUGCUUCAAGUUUGAGUCGGAUAUCAAGGAUUAUGUCAUAACUGUCAACAUCAUAAUGGCUGUCGUCAUAAUAGCUACUAGCUGUGCUGCCCUAGUCAUCCUGUUAUUGGUACUAAUGAAGAUUGCAAGGUCAAACCAUGGGAAUCUCUUCUCCAACCAGGAGUUUCGGGCACAAAUAAACAACAUAAGGUUCAUUGCCAUCAUGUUUAUUUGUUUCCUGCCCUAUCACAUCUUCCGGAUCUAUUACGUGUUGCACGUACACAGCGAUAAAACUUUAGCAAACAAAAAUGAGGUAUAUUUGGCCAUUACGUCAUUGUGCUGCUGGGAUCUGCUGACGUUUGUUAUAAUUAAAAGGUGAAGGAUUAUAUCUCUCAUUUAUUCCGCCGUCAAGAAACGGACACUGAAGAAAAUCAGCU